UUUUGGAUCGCUCCGAUAAUUCGGUUCUCCACGUGAGACCGGACUUCCUACUUUUACGCUUCUUGGUGGCGAAAUUUGUGAACGAUUGAGUUCACCAGGGAAUCCUACGGUUUUCCCCCGAGGGUUUCCUAUUCAGCCAGUUGGUGUGUCAUCUCCAUCGUCGCUACGAUUCCAUAAUUUGGGUAACCUGUGAUGUCGUGGAAUCUUCCGUUGUGUUAGAGAAUUGUUGCGUAGCGCUUUAAGGUUUCGCGCGUCGCGGCUUAUUCGGAACCUAAUUUUGGAUUAGCGAGUUGUGCAAACUUUUUCUUGUCUCUCGAGAAGGGUCUGUGGGUUGUGGGAGUGAGUAAAUCGAGCGGGACGGACGUGAUAAGAAAAGAUUAUUGUGACGUUAGUUUUCAGCCGGAGAACCUACGAUCGUGUGUGAGUUAUUCGUACGGGUUGUGGCAAGCGCUGUAGUCUAGGCUCUAGCGUAAUACGGUCUCAGGGGGUGUUCUUAUAUUGCUUCAUUAUCACCCUCCUCAUAUGUGCUGCUGGGUAGUGUGUGGCAGAGUGUAUUUAGGUAAAUGCAUAGUUACUCCCGCGAGUGGACGAAGAAAUCUCGAGACGUGAGGAGAUAUCUGGCUGAGGAAGCAGAGAAGGAAAAGUGUAAAUGUGUGCAGUCAUGUGUUUGUGGCUAAAUGUUUACUGAUCGAGUUUUUUCUUCGCUGAGCUGCUACACUUGGAAGAGCAACAACAUACGGGAUCUUGCAGAACCUGAAAGGCUUCUCCGUCAGAUGCCGCAUCUCAUUGAGCUCAUUGAGGAAAACUUUCGUCUAUCGCCGUCUUCCAUAAAUCCCAUCAACGUAAUCGAGAAGUUGUCGAAAAGUGCACAUUGUUCGGUUGUUUGAAAACGGAUUUGCCCUCGACUGCUGUGGGAGGUGGACCAGCAGAAAAGCGACAGCGAUGGCAUGAAUGAAGGAAAGCGUUGUUUCCCGAUCGAAUGAAUCGAAAUGGAAGUUAUUCAUCAAUGUCUGCGGAGCGGAGCAAAUUCGGUGACGUUCGGUUGAUGUGUCUCAAUGAAAAUGUGUGGGCGGGUGAAGUGAAACUUCUGGCAAAUAGAAAUCUCCAUCUAAUGGAAAGCGAGAAAUUGCGGCGCCCAAAAUGUCAAUACAAAAGUCGAUGUCUCGGUAUUAGGCAGUGAAGAGCAAAAGUUGAAUGGGCUCGGUUUUGUAUUUAAGUGGCGAAGCAUCAUUUUCUUCCAACGUGUAUUAUUUUAUGCGAAAAUGCCAAAAAAUGCAUUGAAAUGUGAUGCUAACGAGUGCCGAUUCAAGAAAAAGUGAUCAAAAAUUGCUAACCCGUCGCGUGCGAAAAUCGGCAUCCAGUGGCCGGCUACGUGAAUGUGGCUCAAUGGUUUGUGCUGCGGCGGACUCUGCGGUGUCGGAGAGGUCCUGAAGGGUGGGCAGCAGCACCCAUUCGACGACCGGCAGGACCAGGAAGAGCUCAAUCCCUGCUCGGACUGUGGCACCCGCGAAGCAGCAUCCAAGGCACGGCCUCGUGUCGUUAUGGGGUGCACCCCGAGUAUCCUAUCCAGCAGUAAUCAACAGCAACAGCAGCAGCAGAAUCAGCGCAAGGAUAGCUCCAGUCUGUACGGGGGGAACAUGUCAAAUACAGGGUCCGGGACCUUAGCGGAGAAUAAUGGUGCCAGCAGUAAUAAGUUUGCCAACAACGCCGCAUUGAAUCAGCCUCAAAUGCUCGGCUACGGUCAGGGCAUGAAGGACGUCAUCGCGAGCGGGGGCGCUGGAGCAGGAGAGAAGGAAUAUCCCAAAAAAGAUUCAAUAGUGUCAAUUUCCGGCUUUGGUCAUGUGUCUGUUGUACCACGGAGGCCAACAGUAGGAAGUGGAACAUCAAGUUGUUCGGGGAGAUACGGCGGCCACAGACAAUCACUAGCUUUAACACCGGAGGAGGAAACACUCGACUCAUAUCCCAGAUUAAUAUCGGAUUUAAAAUUUCCCAACCUGUUGCCGCCCAACCCACCGAUAAAGAUUUUAAUAGCAUUCUGCAAAAAUGAUCCGGUGUUCGAAGCGCUGGUCACCGCCAGUCACCGACUGAACUUUGAGCCCACCUUUGUCAAGUCGGCCGAGACAGCCAUCGAAGCGUUCCAGAAUGUGGCGACCGGAGGGCAUCACAUCAUCGUGGUGGACGCUCGGUAUCCGCGCAUCAUCGAGGCCGACGUUCUGGGGAGGUCAAUCCGUAACUCGAAAGGUAGUCAACAUACAACAAUGGUAGCAGUAGUUAAGAAAAAUUUAUUCGAAAAGGACGAUUCGGCCGUGAUUUCACUGCUGGAAGUUGGCUUUAAUAGGUGCAUUAUCGAGUCACCGCAUGUGUCCAUCUGUUCGUCGGAACUACGGCAGAUACAGCACUCGCUGGUUCGGCCACAGAAUGUGAUAUCAACUCAACAGGCUCUGUAUACGGCAUUGCACCGGUCGCGGGAAGCUGUCAUCAUUACCGACGAUUCUUUGCGCGCACAAUAUGCCAACCGAGCGAGCGAAAAAGUUUUGAACAUGAAACUGGAUGAAAUCGUAGGCAGAUCUCUCAGCGACCUGGUGACGGCCGAUAUUAGCAACAUUUUAUCUCAUACCACUAGGCAUAAGGAUUACGAAGGUUUUAUCAGCACCCGCCGGAAAUCACAAGAAACCCUACACAUCCACGUUCGGGCCGUACCUGUGUCGUGCAUUGGAAGAAACCCCACACAUUUAGUUUUAAUUCUGGAGCAAACGAGCGGUACCACCCUGUCAGCCAUAGCGAAUGACGCCUUGCAAGCGCUACCGCACGGAAAAGAGGUAGCACGUGGCUCGUUGCACUCCAUCCGACGGGGCAGCUUCGAUGUGCGUUCGAUUGCAUCCGACGGACUGCGGCGAACCAGUUUGGCCAAAUUGUCUCAGCUUCCGUUGGAGGCCCCAAUCACAAAGGUUCUAAGUUUAUUGGCCCAGGUUCAGGAAAACUGCUCCUCGGAUGAAUCCAAACUGCUAGACCGGGUGAUGGAGUUCCUCAAACGCGAGGGUCUCUACAGUCCCCAGAUGAAGGAAAUUCGAACCGAGGAUCCCGUGGCAACGGAUCUGAUAGGAGCUUUAUUGACGCAAGGACCCACAAACAUUCUUUCAUCGCGACGAAGUUCGAAUGAUUCCAUCAUCCGGGGAGGAGGUCGACCCUCCACCGGAAGCAUUGUAUUCAACAAAACCAGAGAAUCUUCACAAUUGUCUGAGCUGCUCAACAGUGCGCUCAGUUGGGAUUUCGAAAUCUUCAAGCUGGAAGAGCUUACAGAAAGGCGUCCCCUGGUGUGCUUGGGUCUGGAGCUGUUCCGGAGGUUUGAUGUGUACAAUACCUUCUCCUGUGACGAGGUGACAUUCAAGCUAUGGUUAAUCGAGAUAGAGAAGAAGUACCACUCGGACAAUACAUAUCACAACAGCACCCACGCAGCGGACGUUAUGCAGGCUACGGCAUGCUAUCUGCAACAGCUAUCGAAUCGUGAAGUGAAGGUAAUGGAUCGAAUGGAUGAGGCCACCGCACUGAUUGCCGCAGCUACCCAUGACAUUGACCAUCCGGGCCGUUCGUCGGCUUUCCUGUGCAAUUCCGAUGACCGGCUCGCGCUGCUGUACAACGACAUCUGUGUGCUGGAGUCGCACCACGCUGCCACAACGUUCCGGCUAACGAUGGGCGACGAUAAAAUCAACAUCUUCAAGCAUCUGGAUCGGGAAUCGUAUAAGCUGGCCCGAUCGAUCAUCGUCGACAUGAUCCUGGCAACGGAGAUGACCCGCCACUUUGAACACCUGGCCAAAUUUGUCAGCGUAUUCGGCACAGAUGUCGAUGGUAAAGAAACAUCACACGAUAACGACGAUAACCAAAUUUUGAUAAGGAGAAUGCUGAUCAAAUGCGCCGAUGUUAGCAACCCUACGCGGCCCUUGAAGUUCUGCGUGGAAUGGGCCCGACGGAUAGCGGAGGAAUAUUUCACCCAGACAGACGAGGAAAAGCAUCGAAAUCUACCGAUCGUGAUGCCGAUGUUCGAUCGGACAACCUGCAGCAUAUCCAAGAGCCAGAUCGGUUUCAUCGAAUACAUCAUCCACGACAUGAUGGAUGCGUGGAAUAGUUUUAUCGAAAUGCCCGAAAUUGUCCGUUACAUGGAGCACAACUACUCUAAGUGGAAGCUGUUCGAAGAGCAAGGUAUCAACACGCUAAGCGACAUCAAACGUAAGCAGCUCACGCUCAACAGCGAAGCGACCGGUUCGUCUUCGGUGGAAGAGCUGUAGUAAGGCCACCCCAAACAUCUUCUGUUGGUUUGGAGAAAAUAUCCCCGCUCCGGUUUUAGGCAAGGCAUUUUUCGAAGAACAGAGUUACAAGCUAACAAUUGAUACCGCUGGAAGUGAAUAGACAUGUAUUUGGUAGGAAUUUUGGACGAAAUAGGAUACAAUCGUGCGUUGUACGCACGGUUGCACGAUCGUCGUUUUAGUCUCAUUUUGUAUUAAUCAGAUAGUUGUUGAUCGGUGGACGCUGUUGUAUGCUAGAAAAAUUAAAAUUUGUGUUAUGACUGUAAACCAAAAGCCAACCGAAUAUUGGAGUUUAUUUUGAACGAAAUCAAAUACGAACUCAUGUAGGUAAAUGUUGUACCAAUAUAAUAUUUCAAAGUGAAGCGAACACGUUGAAAUAUUUGACUGUUGAGUCCAUAAAGUCAGUAGGCUUCCCAUAUUGAUUCAUUCUAUGAACCAAAAUACACACAUAAAUCGAGGAGAUAAUUAAAACACAAUUCCCAUUCAGCUUCAAGGAGCAUUUGAUGUUGUGGAUCAUGACAAUCAUGUAGGUAUAGGUGUUCGGUUGCACGAAUCGCUUUUAUUGGUCUUCCUUAGAAAUCAGUGCAUCAACAAAUCAGUAAACUCUACGGCUACAAUAAAACAAUAUACAAAGUUGUUUGAUUUACCAACUAACCCGUUCCCCUCUCAGUAUUUGAUUACAACUAAUGAUUACCUUUCUUGUUGAUUAUUCCAAACCCGCCACUUUGUGUUGACUUAAACUUAUAUUAUGAUGAAAAUUUCGCAUCACAAAUCUUAACCAUUUUAACUUCUUGGAAGACAGGCAGAGGAGGUGAAUAGUCAUAUUGAUCACAAAAGCAUAACUGUAUCAUAUAGAUAGCAAAUCAAGCAAAAAUGGCGGCAGCAUAGAAGAAGAAGCAGUGGUAGGUAUAAUCAGAGUCUAUUAUAUAUAGAGCUACGCAAAGAGUGAAGCCAAAUCUACCUUUUGAACUGUCAAACCGUCUACCUAUUCGCGAAGUCGAAGCAAAUUCUGCUCUUACCUCUUAUGGGAAAUCCCAUUGCUAUCUGUCAGAGUUUGAGUGAAACAUGGCCACCAUCUCCUCCUCUCUGUUGCUCUACUGUAAAAACCCUUAAAGAACUGUCAUUGUUUGUGUGAAGAAUUUUGCUUCGAAUUCGCGAAUCGGGCAAAGUAAACAAAUGCUUGUUGGUGAGGCGGAAGUAUUGUUAUCGCCUAUUAAUUAUUAUGGCGAUUAAUUUACAAUGUUAUGAAAACUCAUAUGUGAAUAUGUCAGGGUUCGGAUUUCUCACUCACUCACGCGACAACAGAUCGCUCCACCAUCCAUUUUAUCCGGAUAAAUUACAGUGCGAUAAACUCCGGCACAAGCGAUGGUGCGAAAAAUUGUUAUCCCUCUUCCCAUGUUUCGUGAAAAUCAAAUGCUGCUUACUUUGCUUCUCCGAACUGAUUGCAUACGACGAUGCGCCACGAUAAGUAGUAGGUUCAAGACAGCAGUUUUUCUAUUUGCUUUCAAUCGGUUCGUGUGGUGGCGUGGUUAUAGUGGGCGCUCUAUACAUUUUAAAAUUGUUUUGGGUUCGAAUCCCGUCGCGGACCUACAUUUUUGUGAAUAUGCUUUUAAAACUUAUCUGGAGAAGUGGCGAGAUGGAGAAUUUGGAGGCCCAAAAUUAAAUUAUCCGGCAAGCCGCCGCUCGCGAGUUUAUCGCCCAUCUUUCUAUCCGGAUAAAAUAUUGUGUGAGAACACUUGCUCAAAGGAGAAUAUGGAAAAAUUGCACUCCGCUGUUGGGAUCAAUCCUGGGUUUUUAUUCAUAUGAGUGAGAAUUCCGAAGCCUGGAAUAUGUACGUUAUGUGGAAGAUAUUAAUUUGGAAAAUGUAUUGGAGGUAACCACUUUCCCUUCGAUGGGACUCGAACCCAUGACCCUACAGUACGCUAGACUGGUGCUUUAACCAACUAAGCUACGAAGGACCUCCGUCGGCCUUCGCAACCUAGCGGCUACUGAACGAGCUCGAGAUUCCCAAAUUGGACGCAUAGUCAAAUCACUCGCAAUCCAUUUCUCAAGCCAAUACUUCCACAUGUGUAUUGUACACGUCCACAUUAGAGGAGCGUGAGUAUUUAGAAUGUCUGGCGGCUAUACACAUUCUUCAUCAGCAACGGUACUGAUCAAGUGAGGUUGUGUAAGCUAUUUGCCAGUCGGUCGUCAAGCUCAGACCCGACCGCAUUGCGUAGGCAAGAGCACGCAACUCAAGUUCAGUUCAAUCAAAGGUAAUUGCCUAUUUCCGGGGAUUAAACCACCCGACUUGGACGUUAAUUUACAAUGUUAUGAAAACUCAUAUGUGAAUAUGUACGUUAUGUGGAAGAUAUUAAUUUGGAAAAUGUAUUGGAGGUAACCAAUUUCCCUUCGAUGGGACUCGAACCCAUGACCCUACAGUACGCUAGACUGGUGCUUUAACCAACUAAGCUACGAAGGACCUCCGUCGGCCUUCGCAACCUAGCGGCUACUGAACGAGCUCGAGAUUCCCAAAUUGGACGCAUAGCAUAGUCAAAUCACUCGCAAUCCAUUUCUCAAGCCAAUACUUCCACAUGUGUAUUGUACACGUCCACAUUAGAGGAGCGUGAGUAUUUAGAAUGUCUGGCGGCUAUACACAUUCUUCAUCAGCAACGGUACUGAUCAAGUGAGGUUGUGUAAGCUAUUUGCCAGUCGGUCGUCAAGCUCAGACCUGACCGCAUUGCGUAGGCAAGAGCACGCAACUCAAGUUCAGUUCAAUCAAAGGUAAUUGCCUAUUUCCGGGGAUUAAACCACCCGACUUGGACGUUAAUUUACAAUGUUAUGAAAACUCAUAUGUGAAUAUGUACGUUAUGUGGAAGAUAUUAAUUUGGAAAAUGUAUUGGAGGUAACCACUUUCCCUUCGAUGGGACUCGAACCCAUGACCCUACAGUACGCUAGACUGGUGCUUUAACCAACUAAGCUACGAAGGACCUCCGUCGGCCUUCGCAACCUAGCGGCUACUGAACGCAUUGUUACGGUAAAGCAUCGAUAAAAAGAAACAAGCUCGAAACACGUCUGAUUUGUUCUAUGCCAGGCUGUCAACGUUCUCUGCCAGCCACCAAGUACUUAGUUUUCACAGAGUUUAUGAUUAGUCCUAUUCCUUCAGUCUCCCGUUUAAAAGGCACGAAAGUCUCUACCACUGCUCUGUGGUGUACACCAAUGUCAAAGUAAUCCGCAAAACCAAGGAGCAUGUAACACUUGAUGAUGAUGGUUCCGUUUCUUUGCACAUCAAAUCUUCGAAUUGCAUGUUAAUUGACAGAGUUACAAUAAAUCUUAGUUCACCGAAAAAAAUCGAUCCUAAUGAUUUUGUCCAUCCCUUGUAAUGUGGGAAGUGAACGCAAAUGGAGGGACAAAAGUACUGUAAUCCGGGAGAAGAUUGAUAAUUUUUUAAUUGUUUUUUUAAAUAAUUCCUCCGUAAAGUGAAAUCAUGUCUUUUUUCAUAUUUUUGAACCGAGUACUGCUACAUGUAGAACAAAUAAGACUGUUGUUCUUGAUUAUUUGAUAAUUUUAAACUUGUAUUAAGAAUCUUUUUAGUCGAGUUUUCUGAUUUUUUAAUUAGGGGUAACUUUGGUCAUCAAACGUUUCAAUCAUUAUUAUUAUUUAUUCUGACUAAGGCCGAAGUGGCCUGUGCGGUAUAUAAGAGUCUUCUCCAUUCGGCUUGGUCCAUGGCUACACGUCGCCUACCACGCAGUCUACGGAGGGUCCACAAGUCAUCUUUCACCUGAUCGAUCCACCUUGCCCGCUGCGCACCUCGCCUUCUUGUGCCCGUCGGAUCGUUGUCGAGAACCAUUUUCACCGGGUUACUGUCCGACAUUCUGGCUACGUGCCCAACCCACCGUAGUCGUCCGAUUUUCGCGGUGUGAACGAUGGAUGGUUCUCACAGCAGCUCAUGCAACUCGUGGUUCAAUCAUUAAAUGAUUGAAAUGACGUUUUCAAAAACGCCUUAAGGUAGGCAAUUAUAGUUGGAAUACCUUAGAGGCGAUUCAAAUAUGACGUCCACUAAUUUUUUAGAUUUCCAGACCCCCCCUCCCUUACCCCCUCUAUCAAGCUUUUUUGUAUACCUAGUAUAUGUACUGUCACAAAAUAUUAGACCCCUCCCCCUUAAAACAUGCGACGUCAUUUUUGAACGACCCCUUACGCUGAGGCGAUGUGCAUCGAUUGUUUCGAGAAAGGCACCGCUAGUGGAAUUAUCUGUGUUUUCAACAAUAAAAAUGCUUUUUGGCAGCUUGCUGUGAGUUCAAAAAUAAUUGUUGAUUUUAUUUUUCAAAUUUCGGCGAAAAAUAAAUGCAAAUUCAUCCGAAAACUACUUCAUUCAGAAGUCAAGAAUAAGAUACCUAACUCACUAUAAGUACUUGUAAUAACAGAAAAUUAGCAUUACCAUUAGCAUUGAGCAAUUCGCACAAAUUUGUAGGUGGUACAAGACUGGAUUAUUGUAUGAGAGUAGCAUCACUUUCAUCCGUUACCACAGAUAUUGAUUUGGGACUAAUCACUAUCUCUUACAUGGAAGCAAUGCACCCAAUAGUCCAGAUCUGUCCUGGCCACGUCCUUGCGAAUGCUGAGGAAGGGGAAGGAUGGUUAGUCGGACACCUACUUAAGAAAGAUGCAGGGAACUCUACGACCCUCAUAGAUGCCACGGGAGGUAUUGGAAUUGUUAGUGUGGAAGGUUAUAACAGUAGGAAUCGUGUUGGUAGAACGUGAAACACAGAAAGAGUGAUGAUAGAAAUACAAAGUAAGAAAGGGGCGAGCCUGGAAUUGAACCCACGACCUCCUGCUUAUAAGGCAGAAGCCGCAGCCACUAGACCAGCGGGCUCGUCAGUACUUGUAAUAACAGAAAAUAAUAAUUUAUUCAUUUCUGGAGAAUUGUUAAACUGAAUAAUGUUAUACCGGUGAUCAAAGUUCGGAUUACGGUAUAUGGAUCGAUUCAGGACUUGUGGAAAUAAAUGGAGUAGAUGCUACAGGAGGAAUCAAAUCCACCGGAAAUUCUACCAGUUGACUUCCUGAUCUGGUUUUAAUAGCCGUGGACAGAGUAUAAAUUUAUUUUUAUUUUGUCAGAUUUUGUUUAGUUUGAUUUUGUUAUGAUUUUUGUUGUAAUGUUUUCGUACCAAAAUGGAUUCCAAGAACUUAUUUCUUAACACGUGAUUGAUCUGAUAAUAUUUCAUAAUGCGUUUGUGCACAACACUAAUGGUAUUUUGUAAAAUUUGGAACAGGCUUCGUAAACUUCUAAGAAGAAGGGGUUCAGAAAAAUCUAAUAGUCCACUAGGGAGAGCAGGGUUUGAAAAUUUGGUCUACGCGGUUUAUGGACAGAUUCUGUCCUUAUAACUAUUUUUUCUAUGCGCAACAAACUCUAAAGUUGGCCUUGUGAUCAAAGACGUAGGAUUGCCAAUCCGGGGAUAGCGAGUUCGAUCCUCGUUCUGAUCUAGGAUGUUUUCUAUUGGGAAAUAUUCUUGACUCCCUAGGCAUAGUGUAUCCAUUCCCACACAAGUUUCGAGAAUUCCAAGAGUAUGUUAAAAUGUAUUUUUCUUAUGGUAGUCAGACAACAAUAUUGACUCAACUCUCGUAUAUAUUUGUUUCCACCAUGCUUUUCAGCUGUCACUGUCAAAUAAUACAUUAGACAACAAAAAUAGUCAUGAUCGUUUUUACUUUCAUACGCGUUUUUACUUUCAUGGGUGCCUGAAAAGAAUCCGCACUUAAUGCAGUUGAAUCUAAUAUGUUACACAGCGAAGAUUGCAACUACAAAGAGUCAUGAUAUCCGCUCAAUUUUCAAGAAACGAAACGUCUGAAUAAAUUUGAAAUUAGGGUCAUAACGUCAAGAAAUAUGAAAACGUAACAUAUAGAAGUGAAGGGCAGGAUAGACUGGCCCAGCUUAUUAUGGGGAGAAAAAAAUGUAGUCGAAUUCCACGGGGCUUUUGACUGAUUUAUUAGGAGCUGAAUUGUGUAUUUUUACCCUUCUUACAUCCAAUAAAUAAUAUUUUAUAUUGAAAUCGAUAAAAAAUUAUGACUAGCGUUUCCUUAGCGACCAAUGUUUGCUUUAUGCUUAUUUCGCUUUUUAUGGAUAUACGACUUUCUCACUUGUGUCUUGGUGCUGCUUGAAUUAUUUUAUUUGUAAAAAUAAUAAAUAUUAAUUUCAUAAAACUUUUUUUUCCCCUUUUACUAUUACCAUAAUCGCAUACCUAUCAACUCAGAUCAAAGAACUAGAUAUAAAAUGUGUAUGUUACAAGAUAGAGCCCCUUCAAGAUCUCAAUAGUUUGCUAUCUGAUUGAGCUCUCUUAACUAUAAGCGGAAGCUAAAAUAUUGACAUGAAAUGAUUUUUUUUAAUCGGAUAUUGGAUCCUGCUGAUAUCUCUGAAAUCCGAAAAAAAAUUACCAACUAAAGAUUCGAACUUUUUUUCGAGCAUAAAAUUUCGUUUAUUUGUUAUCCAAUUAAAGUUCAUGUUUAUGCAUAGAAAUUGUAAUAUGCAGUGCACCCUUAACCUUUCAAAGGUGUAAGAAGGGUUCCAUUCACUGUAGGUGGAUUAAGUCGGGUUUUUUAUUUACUGAUCGAAUCGUAUUAGCUGAAAACUAUAUAAAAGUUUAUUUAAUCAUCAUACAAUUUUCUGUGAAAUUUUUCUGUAGCAUACCAUCUGCACACGGCCCUCCUUAACCGUGUGGUAAGAUGCGCGGCUACAAAGCAAGACCAUGCUGAGGGUGGCCGGGUUCGAUUCCCGGUGCCGGUCUAGAUAAUUUUCGGCUUGGAAAUUGUCUCGACUUCCCUGGGCAUAAAAGUAUCAUCGUGCUAGCCUCAUGAUAUACGAAUGCAGAAAUGGUAACUUGGCUUAGAAACCUCGCGGUUAAUAACUGUGGAAGUGCUUAAUGAACACUAAGCUGCAAGGCGGCAAUGUCCCAGUGGGGGAUGUAAUGCCAACGAAGAAGAAGAAGAUACCAUCUGCUGUUUUUGCAAUUCUGAGCUCAUUCGAGCAAUCAGAAACAAUUUCCAUUUCGAAUGAGUGACGGAGGUGUAUUUUACUAUAUAUUUUGGCUGAAAUCUCAAUACAAACUACAAACCAAUUGCGCCAGCUUAUGCCGCUUGAUGGGAAAUGUCAAAAAAAAUGUCAUGGAAUUGCUAUUACUAAUUUCCUAAUAACUUUUUUCAAAAGUAAUUUACAGUUUGGAUUUUUUGAUUAACAUGUAGUACUUAAAGGGUCCUAGAACUUUGUCGAACAUACCCCUAGAACUUUGUCGUUUUCUAAAUACAACGUGUGAGCCUUGAGAGCGAAAUUUAAAAAAAAAAAUGUCACGGAAUGUCAUGACAUUAAUGUCAUUUGACAUUAAUGUCAUUUGACACUAAUUCGGCUCUCACGCCGCCAAAAUCAUAUUUAGAUUAAUUACCUGUUAGAAAAUAUUUUCGAGCCCUUUAAGGGCUACAUGUUUAUAUAUAGGGACCCUCCUUAGCCGUGCGGUAAGACGCGCGGCUACAAAGCAAGACCAUGCUGAGGGUGGUUGGAUUCGAUUCCCGGUGCCGGUCUAGGCAAUUUUCGGAUUGAAAAUUGUCUCGACUUCCCUGGGCAUAAAAGUAUAAUCGUGUUAGCGAGGCGGCUUUGUCCCAGUGUGGGGAUGUAAUGCCAAUAAGAAGAAGAAGAAGUUUAUAUGGAAAACAUAAUUGUAAAUGACUUGUGAAAAAAGUUAUUAGCAAACUAGUCUCAUGACAUCGAAAUGACAUGCACAUGACAAGCGAUUGAGCUGAAAUUUUGAGAGAUUGAUUUUCUCACCCAAAAACACAAUCCUGAGGGGUGCCCCGUGGAAUUCGACAACUUUUUGUUUCGUGGGCCAAUCUAGGCAUGAGUCAUGUCUCUGUGAAUGCUGAGAGUAAAGAAAUUUUAACUACGGAGAAGCUUUGCCUCAAUACCCUGGUAGAUGUUAUGUAGAUGUCUUGAACACAGGCGGUUUAUUAGAAAAUUCAAAUUAUAUUAUAUUCACGUUUUUGUGAAUUCAUUUUUUGCAUAUAAUUACGAAGGUAUCGGACAGAAGUCAUAAUAUUUAAUAUUUGUCCGACGACGACACUCUGAAGCAAAACUAGGUAAAUGAUGAAGAGGAUGAUCGAAAUGUUUGGUCACCCUCUAAGCUAUUGUGUCUAAAAAUGUCUUCUCUUCAGACAUAUGUUUCUAUAAUUCAAUUUGUCAUUAUUUUAACAUGGCAUUUAAUUAUCCUAGAUUUUUCAAAACAAAACAUCCACACAUCUAAGCACCUAAAUGAUUGUGACUUUCUUAAUAUGAACGUGUAUAUGUUGCAAACAUAAAAGAUUGUUAAGAAAAUGUCUCAUUGUUGGUUAGACAAAUCAACUUGAACGAUAUAAUUAGUUUAGUGUUUUGAAGAGAUACCCAACAGUACUCAAGCAGGAAUGUACUAAGUGGCUUAUGAAAAUACAGAUUGGAGACGGAACAUAUAUGUUAUGUUGCAUACCUUUAGACCCGGAAUAAAUCCGCAGAAAUCUUUUAUACAUAAAACGAAUGAUUUACAUAAAUACGUAUUCGACUUAUACGAACGAUUUUGUAGAGUUCAACAAACCAAAACCGUUAUCAUUCUCACUAAUCGAUUAGCUAGGUAUAGGCCUAUUAUCUAUGCAUUUCGACGCGGACGAAAUUUGAAUAAGAUGGUCUAAACACUGUUCUGUGAUCACAAUCAUCUAUAUGACAAAAUAAUCGGAAUACACAAAAAAUAUGAGCACAACUAUAGUUGCGAACUGUCUUCAUACCUAUUACUUAUAUUACAUCUUUGACGAAUUAUUGAUCACAGUUAUAUCACUUAUAUUACCGAGCGUUCUAGUGGAAGUGAAGGGUGUAUCAUUAGGCGCAAAGACUAGCAUAAGUUUUAAUAGGAUUUAAAUAACUGUCGUCGAUAUGCUGGCCAUAUCAUUUUACAAUAAUUAUUCAUAAGAAUAAAAAUGUUGAAUGCGGCACAGUGGGCACGCUAGAGAGAGUUGAUUCAAUGUUGAAAAAUGUAACAAAAAUUCAAAUAUGUAUGGAAAAACAUUAGCUGACUCCAACUGAAAUUUAAGGCUUGUUAAGUGAAGAACUGAACGAUUGUAUCAAAUCGAAUGUAAGGAAAUAAUUGAAAAAAUAGGUUACAUAUUGGUAAUAAAUUAACACCCAAUGAAUGAGAGCCGGUAAUAAUAAAGUGCAAUCAUAAUGGUUUACAGCUCACGAGCAUUUUAGGUACGACUGGAAUCAAUUUAAACGCCUAAGUACUAGUAAAACUAUUUACACUAAUGUAGAUGAAACUUUACAUGCGCAACAUAUUACCGUGUAAUACGGGCUACAGUGGUACAUGUUUACAACAAUCAGACUUUAUUUGUACUGUGGAAAACGUAAUCCUGAUACAACAGAUAUAUGACACUCAAUGCAUGUAAAAUGUUGAUUACUAAACAUUUAAAUAAACGAUGAAUGGGAAUGUGAAAUUA
Molecule: messenger RNA, 13772 nt
Organism: Armigeres subalbatus
Lineage: Eukaryota; Metazoa; Arthropoda; Insecta; Diptera; Culicidae
Gene: Pde8
Product: high affinity cAMP-specific and IBMX-insensitive 3',5'-cyclic phosphodiesterase 8
Exons: 18
Coding region: 1377-4283 (968 amino acids)
Biological process (GO): regulation of DNA-templated transcription; signal transduction; positive regulation of ERK1 and ERK2 cascade
Molecular function (GO): 3',5'-cyclic-nucleotide phosphodiesterase activity
Source: RefSeq, a predicted model, not a curated record